Molecule: messenger RNA, 876 nt
Organism: Trichomonas vaginalis G3
Lineage: Eukaryota; Parabasalia; Trichomonadida; Trichomonadidae
Product: MULE transposase domain-containing protein
Exons: 1
Source: RefSeq, a predicted model, not a curated record
AUGAUAAGUAUGGACUGCGCCCCACAAAUAGCCGAGGCAAUUGAGCGAGGUAUUCCAAACUGUCAUAUUCUUUGGUGUGGCGUGCAUGUCCUUCGCGCCAUAUUAAGAAAAGCGGAUAAGUUUAAAUCACGAGACAAUUUUGAAGAAUUUUAUAAUCUAAUGAAAUUAUUAGUAUUCGAUACUAAAGAAGAAUCUCCCGAGGAAGAACAGAACCAAGAAGAAGAAAAUCCUAGAGAGGAACCGGCUCGAUCUCACUUACUUCAAGCAGAAGAAAUUGAAGAAGAGGAACAAUAUGAAGAAGAAUUCAUCGAAAAUGAAUUUCAACCUUCUCAAAUCUUUUUACCACGAGAAUCUUCUGAUGAUCCAAACGAUUCUGAAUUUAUUCCAGAAGAAGAAACGUUUGAAACAAGUGAAGAAGUUCCAGAGCACCUCACUCAAGAAGAAGCUGCAGACCUAGAUGCAGUUUAUGAUCGAAUUCUUGAAAUUCUUUCCACUGAACCGAAAGCCCAAAAGUACUUCGAUAGGCAAUGGAGGCAUCAUUUAGAUCGUUGGAAUAAGCGCUAUCGCAACGGAGGUGACGCGACUAAUAACGUCAGUGAGUCACAUUUCAAAGUUCUCAAGCAUUCUUAUUUCCCAGAGAGAAGGAAUAUUCAAUUAGAAGAUUUUGUUGUUGAAUUAUACACAACGGUUGUUCCAGCAUUAUUGAUUAAAUUUAAAGUUCAAUUAAUCAAUAGUGAUAAAGUUGUUCGUAUAUUACGAAAAGCUAAUGACCAUGAACAAAUAUUGGAAAACAAAAAAGUCGAAUGUUUGAAAAUGCUUGAAGCAAUAUAUUCAAGUUUGCAACAAGAAUCAAUAGAUUCAAAUCUUGUUUAUUGU